Clarias gariepinus (North African catfish) is the source of this 907-nucleotide messenger RNA. RefSeq names its product cornichon family AMPA receptor auxiliary protein 3 (gene cnih3). The record is from RefSeq and is a predicted model, not a curated record. Gene Ontology annotation, biological process: vesicle-mediated transport; regulation of AMPA receptor activity. NCBI's taxonomy places the organism in Eukaryota, Metazoa, Chordata, Actinopteri, Siluriformes, Clariidae. The transcript is spliced from 6 exons. Bases 244 to 723 code for a protein of 159 amino acids. Gene Ontology annotation, cellular component: synapse; dendrite.
AGUGUGUCCAGGCAGCCAGACGCACGCGAGCCUUUGAUCUCCGUUGUUUCCUCUUGAGAUUGCAGUCAUGGGAUUUUUCUUUAGUUCAUUUCGACAGAAUUUCUAUUAAACCUAUCCCCUGCUCAGUAAUUAGAGGAGCCGUGUCGCCAGUCUGCUGAAAGAUGUGUGAAUCCUGGGAGACACUCGAAGAGUAAAGCGUUCCCGUGUCUGUGUUUCUCUCCUGAAAUUUAGCUGCAGUCAGUAAUGUUCACGUUCGCUGCCUUCUGUUACAUGCUUUCCCUCGUCCUCUGUGCUUCCCUCAUCUUCUUCGCCAUUUGGCAUAUAACAGCCUUUGAUGAGCUUCAUGCAGACUUCAAAGUCCCGAUUGAUCAGGGCAAUCCAUUCCAUGCACGUGAAAGACUUCGGAACAUUGAGCGAAUAUGCUGUCUGCUCCGAAAGCUGGUGCUUCCAGAGUAUUCGAUCCACGGCCUCUUCUGCAUCAUGUUCAUGUGUGCCCAAGAGUGGCUCACUGUGGGCCUGAACAUCCCACUGCUUUUCUACAACACAUGGAGGUACUUCCACAGCCCCACAGACACCAAGGAGCUGCUUUACGACCCAGCAAGUGUCAUGAAUGAUGAAACGCUAAAGUUCUGUCAGAAAGAGGCUUGGUGCAAGAUGUCCUUCUUUGUGCUUUCCUUCUUCUAUUAUCUCUACUGUAUGAUCUACAACUUGGUGACCUCAUAACAGACUCCUUGGCACAGAGUUAAUACUGGGAUAUCAGAGACAGUUCUCUCCAACUCGUAGCAUUAAACUUUUAACAUAUUAUCUAUCAAAAGAAACAUGGCUUUGGCUUUAACUAUGAAAUCCUUAAAUUCUGCAAAGCUUACAAGCUGCAGAGCAGGAGUCACUCUGCCAUUCAUCACACAUA